AUGACGGGCUCCGCAGGAGCGGCUACAGCGGCUACUUCCAGCCGCGGAAACAGGAAUUUUCCACAGGAAGGAGACUACGAGAUGAUUUUGCCGAAUUUGCCAACAGGUCGUUUUGUUAUUAAUACAGUUUUUCUUCACGGGGACGUUCAAGCGCGACCUUACCGAGUAGAGGACUUUCGCGACGCACUGGCUGAGUUGACGCUGCUUCCUGAGGUUAUCGCCUUAGGGGCGUAUCGAAUGAGCCAUGUGUGGGCCGUAACUUUCAAGAGUGCUGAAGCCGUCAAGAAGAUACUCGCUGCAAGUGAACUGAAGGUCAAAGGCCGACGCUGCGUCGUCAUUGAUCCUGGAAAUCAAGAUGUAAGAAUGAAAGUUCACUGGCUACUACACAACAUUCCAGACGACGACGUGCGCGUGGCUUUCCUGCCUUAUGGAAGAGUGACGGAAAUCAGCAGAGAACGGUGGCGUGUUCACGGAAUUGCUGACAAGGGGUCCACCACCCGGUUGGUGUCCCUGCGACUCAAAGCCGGCGUCAAGCUUGAAGACCUACCACACCAGGUGAACGUCGCAGGCGAACAAGCUUUGGUUGUCGUAUCGGGUCGUGCACCAAUGUGCCUUCGCUGUCAUACGACGGGGCACAUCCGCCGCGACUGCAGAGUUCCAAAAUGCAGCGCAUGCCGAAGAUUCGGACAUGAAGAAGGACAUUGCCCUAAGACAUACGCCAGCGUCACAGGGCCUUCGAGUGCUGAGGAACCAUCCGAGCUCCUCAUGGACGAAACCGACGCCGAGGAAGCUGCCAAGCCUUCAGGUGACGCCGCAACCGGAAAAAUGGUAACAUUGCGCAAACCUAGCCAACAGUGGCAUGAAAGUCACGGCAGAGCAGAGGCCUCGGUCGAGGUGCUGAAGACCACCUCGAAGCUGAUCCUAAAGGCCAAAGCCAGCACCAUCAAGGAGCUCAGAAUGGCAGUACUGGAAGUUCCAGCCGCGUCGGGUGAGGAGCCUCAUGGUCUAAACAUCACAACCCUGAGCACGAGCGGCCCCUUUCUCAUCGCGGCACUUGAGACUCCGUUGGAAACAGGGAAGUCCUACACGCUGGUCACCGAGUACGACUACGACAAGUCCGUGCGAGGCGGACCAAUCUCCCUGACGGCGGAGCUCGCCAAGAUGCAGCUCCAGAAAGGCGAGGCGCACGCCGCCUUCCCGUGCUUGGAGAGGACCGGCUGGAACGUUCCUGUGGCGCUCACGCUGCAGAUUCCCAAGGGCCACUCCGCCGUCGCGAAUGCGCCCAUGGACGGACAGCCGAGAGGUACUGGCAGCGUGAGCGUCAUUAAGUUCAAAGAUACAUUGGCCAUGCCUCCCGACAUGCUUGCCUGGGUGGCAUUCCCAACCACUCUGAAGCGGCUUGACGUCAUUACAGGCAAGAUGUCAAUUUACGCCAAAACGAAAAAUGCGGCCCUAAAGGCGUCCGCCAAGAACGCCUUGGAGUUUCUUCUCAAGUACUUCCAGGGCCCCGCAACAGAACCGGUCACAAAGAUCGGUGCGUAUUGA
Dermacentor silvarum is the source of this 1545-nucleotide messenger RNA. RefSeq lists its product as uncharacterized. Lineage: Eukaryota; Metazoa; Arthropoda; Arachnida; Ixodida; Ixodidae. The transcript is spliced from 5 exons. The coding region runs from base 1 to 1545 and encodes 514 amino acids. The record is from RefSeq and is a predicted model, not a curated record. Gene Ontology annotation, cellular component: cytoplasm. Gene Ontology annotation, biological process: proteolysis; peptide catabolic process. Gene Ontology annotation, molecular function: peptide binding; nucleic acid binding; zinc ion binding.